UCACCGCCAGGGGGCGGCAAGCGAGCGAGCUAACACGUGGUUGUUGUAGUUGCAAGUAAAAUGUCAAUCCUUAAAUUAUUCAAAACAAAAGUUUUAUUUAACCGAAUCGGAGUUUAAAAUAUGAAUAUUUUAUGAUUAUUUUGGCUUUGGAUGAAAAUAAUGUCUGUAAAACUGGAAGUUUGUGUAGAUUCGCUUGCUUCUGCAAUUAAUGCAUAUAAAGGUGGUGCUUCUCGAUUAGAAUUAUGUUCCUGCCUUUCAGAAGGAGGUUUGACACCAAGUUUGGGUUUUUUAAAAAUUGUAAGAUUACAAGUAAAGAUCCCAAUUUUUGUACUGAUUCGACCACGUGGUGGUGAUUUUACUUAUUCUAAUGAAGAAUUUCAGAUAAUGAAAGAAGAUAUUAAAAUUGCUAAAGAAAAUGGUGCAGAUGGUUUUGUUUUAGGUGCCUUAACUAGUUCAGGUAAAGUUGAUGAAGUGAAUUGCAAACUUUUAAUUGAUGAAGCUUCCCCUUUGCCAGUUACAUUUCACAGAGGUGAAGUAUAUAAUUUUUAUCAAAUUAAAAAAAUAAUAAUAAUGCCAGCUUUUAUAAUAAUAAUUUCAGGCGGAGGUGUCAAUGAAGGCAAUAUUAAACAGUUAUUAAAGAUAAAUGGAAUUCAAGAAAUCCAUUCUUCAGCCAGCUCUUAUGUUGAAAAUUUAACAUCCUACAUGACUGAUGAUACAACAGAUAAUUUUGGAAUUAAACAGAAACAAUGUGAUGUGUUGAAGUUGAAAAAUCUUAUCGCCAUUAUAAAGCAGUUUUCUUAUUGAAUAUCAUUAAAAAUCUUAUUACAAUAAUUCUAUUUUUACAUAUUAUUAAACAUUUACUAUAUUCAAAAAUAAAGAA
Molecule: messenger RNA, 880 nt
Organism: Centruroides sculpturatus (bark scorpion)
Lineage: Eukaryota; Metazoa; Arthropoda; Arachnida; Scorpiones; Buthidae
Product: copper homeostasis protein cutC homolog
Exons: 7
Coding region: 151-804 (217 amino acids)
Molecular function (GO): copper ion binding
Source: RefSeq, a predicted model, not a curated record